CUUUUGACUUUUUUCUGAUUCUCUUUAAUGUUAAUUACACAAUGGGACGGCUGUCUCUCUUGUUGGGACUUGUUACGGAGACGAAGCGCACCGCUCGUCACCGCACAACUUUGCGAUGAACCAUUGCUACGCUUACGUCCACACGAAGGAGGUAUAUUAGUUGCUUGUGGUAGCAGUAAAGGAACUAUAUAUUUAGCAGAAUUAUCUCAAAAUUUAGGUACGGCGGACAAAAAUGACAAGUUACUAUUGACAAAUAUAUUAGAACGCGAAAACAAACGUGAACGCAUUCUUGAAGCCCGUAUGAGAGAACUACGAUUGAAAAUGCGACAGGAUCGUGAUGGUGGUCAACCGCAAACAGAAACUGAUCCUACCAGCUACGAUAGGGAGAUUGAAGAAGCCACUGCAGAGUAUAUGCAGACAAUAAACGCAUUGAAGGCGCAACAAACGACACAAUAAGUGAUGGUUCCUCCCACACUGAAGUCAAAUUUAGAUAUAUUGUAUUUCGACCAGUAGUUGAAGAAAUUCUCAUUGGCAAGAUUAGGAGUUGUAGUAGAG
Messenger RNA from Galleria mellonella (greater wax moth), 555 nucleotides. RefSeq names its product dynein axonemal intermediate chain 2-like. The record is from RefSeq and is a predicted model, not a curated record. The transcript has 5 exons. NCBI's taxonomy places the organism in Eukaryota, Metazoa, Arthropoda, Insecta, Lepidoptera, Pyralidae. The coding region runs from base 28 to 456 and encodes 142 amino acids.